CGGGGCUGGCUGAGCCCGCGGAGGGGAAGCCUUAGCGGGGAUUUGACAGCAGCCUGAAGGCGGGUCCCGGAGCGGGGUCGGUCGGUUGGGGCAGGCGAGAGGACGAGGAGCACCGGGCUCAAGCCGCAGCCAGGGGAUUCAAGCUGGAGAUACUAUUUAAAGAAGACUGAUUGAGUGUGGAUUCUGAUUGAGUGUGGAUUUACAUACUGGAUUUUAACAGCUGAAAAUGAAGUAAGAUGUAGACUAAAAUCUGCUUUUGAGAAAUGCCAAACUGCAAUUUCACACGGGAGGAAAACAGCCCACUUAUGGUAAUGUUAGAGGAGUAGCUAUUGGAGACAAUCUGCUGCCCCCUGAUACUUCAGCAAGACAAAUCACUAGACUCUAGCAGCAAGAGAACGGUUCUUCAUGACAAAAUGACAGCAAGAGAACACAGUCCCCGCCAUGGUGCAAAAUCCCGCACUGUGCAACGGGCCUCCACUAUUGAUGUUGCCUCUGACAUGCUAGGCCUUUCCCUAGCAGGAAAUAUCCAGGAUCCAGAUGAACCGAUUUUAGAGUUCAGCCUAGCUUGCAGUGAGCUGCUCACUCCCUCGCUAGACCGAAAACCAAAUAGUUUUGUAGCAGUGAGCGUAACUACACCUCCUCAGGCAUUCUGGACAAAGCAUGCACAGACAGAGAUUAUUGAGGGAACAAGCAAUCCUAUCUUUCUAAGCAGUAUUGCCUUUUUUCAAGACUCUCUUAUCAAUCAGAUGACGCAAAUCAAACUCUCUGUCUAUGAUGUUAAGGAUAGAUCUCAGGGAACAAUGUAUUUACUUGGUUCUGUGGCAUUCACGGUAAAGGAGCUACUUCAGGAGAAGAAUCAUAGGUUGCAUUUAACACUAAGGUCUGCUGAAAGUGAUCGUGUAGGUAACAUUACAGUUAUAGGGUGGCAAAUGGAAGAAAAAACUGACCAAAGGCCACCUGUAACAAGGUCUCCUGAUACCAUUAAUGGGAGAACGGUCUUGCCAGUUGAUGAAAGUUUAACAGAAUCUCUAGGAAUCAGAUCUAAAUAUGCUUCAUUACGGAAGGAUGCAUUACUGAAAUCUGUGUUUGGCGGUGCCAUUUGUCGGAUGUACCGUUUCCCUACCACUGAUGGGAACCACCUGAGGAUCUUGGAGCAAAUGGCUGAGAGUGUGCUGUCACUGCACAUCCCCAGGCAGUUUGUGAAGCUUUUGCUUGAAGAAGAUGCAGCAAGGGUUUGUGAAUUAGAAGAGCUGGGAGAGCUGUCUCCCUGUUGGGAAAGCCUUCGUCGACAAAUAGUUACUCAGUACCAAACGAUUAUACUAACUUAUCAGGAAAACCUAACUGACCUCCAUCAGUACAAAGGUCCCUCGUUUAAAGCAAGCAGCUUGAAAGCUGAUAAAAAACUGGAAUUUGUUCCUACAAAUUUACACAUCCAGAGAAUGAGAGUCCAGGAUGAUGCAGGAUCAGAUCAGAAUUACGACAUAGUGACCAUAGGUGCGCCAGCAGCUCAUUGUCAAGGCUUUAAAUCAGGUGGCCUACGGAAAAAACUGCAUAAAUUUGAGGAGGCAAAGAAACACACUUCCAUGAGCUCCCAAUCUAUAAUAUACAUCCCACAGGACAUUGUUAGAGCAAAGGAGAUUAUUGCACAAAUCAACACCCUCAAAACUCAAGUCAGUUACUAUGCAGAAAGGCUCUCAAGAGCUGCCAAGGAUAGGUCAGCUAAUGGUCUGGAAAGAACACUUGCCAUUUUGGCAGAUAAGACUCGGCAGCUUGUUACUGUCUGUGACUGCAAGCUUCUGGCAAAUUCAAUACACGGACUAAAUGCUGCAAGGCCAGAUUACAUAGCCUCAAAGGCGUCUCCAACCUCUGGAGAGGGGGAACAGGUAAUGUUAAGGAAUGAUCAAGACACUCUUGUGGCAAGAUGGACAGGAAGAAACAGCCGAUCUUCUCUGCAGGUGGAUUGGCAUGAAGAGGAAUGGGAAAAAGUUUGGUUGAACGUUGACAAAAGUCUGGAGUGCAUUAUACAGAGAGUGGACAAACUUCUUCAGAAAGAGCGUUUGCAAAGUGACAGCUGUGAAGAUGUUUUCCAGUGUGACAUCAGCUGUACGAGUAAGAAAGGUAAUCGGGAUACUCGUGCAUACUGGAUAAAUCCAAAAGACUUAGAUGAGACUUCAUCUUCAUCUUCAUCAUCCUCACCACCGUCUUCAUCCAUUUCAUCUCCUGCAUGCCAUUCUCACAAAAACACAAAUUGCAGCCCCCCUCCUGAAGAGUCCAGCCCAGGUGAAUGGAGUGAGGCUCUUUAUCCCUUGCUGACAACACUCACAGACUGUGUAGCCAUGAUGAGUGACAAGGCAAAGAAAGCCAUGGUCUUUUUGUUAAUGCAAGAUAGUGCUCCUACAAUAGGUCUGUGCCUGAGUCUUCAGUAUCGCAGGGAUGUUGUCUUCUGCCAAACUCUGACAGCUCUUAUUUGUGGUUUUAUUAUCAAACUGAGGAACUGCCUGCAUGAUGAUGGAUUUCUGAGACAGCUCUAUACCAUCGGUCUUCUGGCACAGUUUGAGAGCCUUUUGAGCACAUAUGGUGAAGAGCUGGCAAUGCUAGAGGACAUGAGUUUGGGAAUAAUGGACUUGAGAAAUGUUACCUUUAAAGUAACUCAAGCCACAUCAAAUGCAUCUUCUGACAUGCUGCCAGUCAUUACAGGAAAUCGUGAUGGCUUUAAUGUGAGGAUUCCACUGCCAAGCGCCUUGUUUGAUAUGUUGCCCCGAGAGAUUCAGAGUGGCAUGUUACUGAGAGUUCAGCCUGUUCUCUUCAACGUGGGAAUCAAUGAACAACAAACCCUGGCAGAGAAGUUUGGAGACACCUCAUUACAAGAAGUAAUUAAUAUGGAGAGCUUGGUUCGGUUGAAUUCAUAUUUUGAACAGUUCAAAGAAGUUUUGCCUGAUGAUUGCCUACCUCGAUCUCGUAGUCAGACGUGCCUGCCUGAGCUGUUAAGAUUUCUGGGACAGAAUGUACAUGCAAGGAAAAAUAAAAAUGUUGAUAUUCUUUGGCAAGCUGCUGAGGUAUGCCGCAGACUAAAUGGUGUUCGAUUUACAAGCUGUAAAAGUGCCAAGGAUAGAACAGCCAUGUCCGUGACCCUAGAGCAGUGCCUGAUCCUGCAGCAUGAACAUGGGAUGGCUCCCCAGGUUUUCACCCAGGCUCUGGAGUGCAUGAGGAGUGAGGGUUGUCGACGGGAAAAUACAAUGAAGAAUGUUGGAUGUCGCAAGUAUGCAUUUAAUUCCCUGCAACUGAAGGCUUUCCCAAAGUAUUACAGGCCUCCAGAAGGAACUUAUGGAAAAGUUGAAACAUAAACAUACUGUGUCCUGUAGUUGCUGUUACAUUAAAACAUGCGGAUAUAUUCUAGUUUAAUAUAUGAACUUGUCAUCAAAACCAGAUAAAUAAUUUUUUUGUACAUUUCACUAGAUCAUAUUGAGCAUGUUACUUACUGAAUUGGAAUCUGUAGCAAUGAUUGUUCUGACACCUUAGCUUGAGAAUAGCGUGAUGACUCUCUGCCCAUUUAAAUAGCCUUCAGUGUAUGUAAGGUGAAUAAAUACUGUAUCAUUGAAUUAUUGCAUAUAUGCAAAUAGCUAGGUAUCUCCUGGAUGGCAAGGACUUUCUGAAUGGCACUUAGGCAGCUGUUUCACCUAACAUCUUUUUAUACUGAGUUGACUUGAGAUUGAACUUUUCAUAAUACUUUUUAAAACUGUGUGUGAAACCUCAAAGUUGUAAAUAAUAAAAUGACUGGACCCUACACAGUCUGAUAAUUGCAGAAUGCAUUGUUACAAUCCAGAAACAAAAGUUUAAUUUUAAGAAAAAUCUCAGCACAAUCAAAGUCAGGCAUUAAAAUGCUUUACUGUAUAAAUAAUGCCACCUUUCCUGUAGGAGGCCAUUAGUGUAUAAUGCCAGACGCUUUAUGUGAAGCCUUGUCCCAUUUCAAAUGAAGCCAAAAUUUCCAUUCCUUUCACUGGGAAAGGAAUGGGUUCUCAGUUGCCUGAUUUAUUUUCAGCAUUUUUUCAAACAUUUAUGUUAUGGCACUUUCUUAGCUGCUAAUGCCAACAAACAAAAUGCUAAAUUUCAAAUGCAUUCUCAUUUUCCACUACUGUAAUUUAUCAAGCAGCACAAGAAGCAAGCUGACAAUGUUACACAAAAAAUGCUCAAUAAUAUCUGCAUUAUUGUACAGUCAGUAACACAUUUUCCCCAGGGCUUUUUAUAUCACUUCCAGGUUAAUAGUAUCUGAUUUUUUUGGUGUCGUUUCCAAUACCUGCCAGUGCAGCAAUGCUGUAUAAAUGCCCAUUGUUCCCAAAAAUUCCACAGAAAAAUGUGUUUCUGUUUAGUUUUGCAUUUUACCCAGCUGGGCUCUGUCAGAAUGACAGGCAGGGAAUAGGAGUAUCUUGCAAUAUUUCUGAUUACGGUAGGGUUGUCCUGUUUUGAUACAAAAUAACUGUUAAUGCUUUUAAGGGCAUACUUGUUCCAUCUCAUCAUGACUAAGGUGAUCAGAUAAGUAUUUUGAGAAGAAAUGUAUUUUGAGAAGAAAUGUUCAAUGGAUCUCCUUGGAAACAGACUUUGCCAGGUUAUAGAGUCCAAAAAAGAAGAGGAAACAUGAAUUUUCCAGAAUUAACAGAAUUCAUCCUCCCUAUUGUCACCGAUCCCAGCAUACAGCAUUUGAAAUGUCUACCUCUGUCCUUUUGGCUUUUAACCAGAUAGGCCUGAGAAUGAAAAAUCUAGGGUUCAGUUUAUUCUUAACAGAAUAGCAACAGCCCAGUACAUAUAUGACAUUUUCCCUUCUCCCUGGUGUUUAUGUUCAUGCUUUUGCUGUUCUAUUGAUCAUGUUCAUUAAGCUCCCAAAAUGCGACCUGCGGGCCAGAUGCGGCCCACCAACCCAUUCUAUCUGGCCCUCAGGGCCCCUAAAAAAUUUGGAAAAUUAAUAGUUAUUUGCCCCUGGCUGCCUGUCAUGCGGCCCUUGAUGGCUUGCCAAAACUCAGUAAGCGGCCCUCCGCCCGAAAUAAUUGCCUGCCCCACCUUAGGAACUCUGCAAACUCUGUUUUCCUUAAUAAAACAGCCUGGUGGGGUUGUGUUGUGUUAUAUUGUUUUGGUUUUUUGACAGGAUGUAAAAUUUGUGGUGAAAAGCCUUUCAGUUAGAUUUCUGUGGAUUCACAUUAUUUUCAUUCAUUUUGCUAAACUUGCUGUCCCUCUUCCAUUAUUAAAUGCCACAUUUAUUUUGAUGUAAACUAGACACUAUAGAUAUCUUAGUUUCUCACUGCUGACACGUAGCUGGCCAGUUUACAUUCAUAUAUUUUGAUUAUGUGGUUAAAAUAUAUAUAACAUCUUAGCUUGUUAAAAUCUUCUUCCACAGGAAGGAAGAAUAAUACAAGAGGGGCUGUUACAAGUAUUGCUGAUCUCUUAUGUUUUGUAGCCAAUAAAAAAAAUCCUCUCUAAAUUAUAGUUAUACUUAAUUUUGUAAAUGCAUAUAUUCUGAAUUCCCAAAUUCUUUACAUGCAUGCUUUUUGAUCCCCUUUUUUAAGCAGUGGAGCAUUAAUCUUCUAUAUUGCAUUAUUCUGCAGAGAAUACUUUGGUUUCCAUAUACUUCUAUAUACAAUAUUGUUACUACAUGCACAUAAAUAGGCUUGCUUAAAGGGCAUAUUGAACAAUAAGAUCUUGAGCAGUUCAUCAAAAAGAAAAAAUUGAAAUUUUAAAAUCAUAAAGAAAACUUUACAGGAGAUUUUAAGCUUUUCUGUUGCACAGGAAAGGCAAUCUUAAAGAUUACUGUAAAAUGGAGCUCUGUCUUAUGUUCCUUUUAGUACAUUUUUAAAAUUAUAAAACAUACUAAGGUAAAAACCUGUUGCCAGGUAUGUUCUGUGUAUGUUCUGUGAAAGCACCUACAGCACAGUUGCCUUUUGUUUCAUUUAUAUAUGUAAAAUUAUUGUAUAAUACAACACUGUUUUGUCCCAACACAGUUGUACUUGCCGAGCUUUGUGCAUUAAAAUAUUUUUAUUUAUUUGUUUUUGGGCAGUAUUAAUAUAUCAUAAACAUGGCUACCUGUUUUGUAUAUUCCUAGUUCAUUCGAUCAUGUAUGCUGUAAAUGUGCUAGUCCUUAGAAUGAGAAACAAUAAAGAACUGACAAGA
Alligator sinensis (Chinese alligator) is the source of this 6156-nucleotide messenger RNA. It is a transcript of the gene INPP4A, whose product is annotated as inositol polyphosphate-4-phosphatase type I A. The transcript is spliced from 26 exons. The record is from RefSeq and is a predicted model, not a curated record. Gene Ontology annotation, cellular component: cytoplasm. Bases 414 to 3344 code for a protein of 976 amino acids. Lineage: Eukaryota; Metazoa; Chordata; Crocodylia; Alligatoridae. Gene Ontology annotation, molecular function: phosphatidylinositol-3,4-bisphosphate 4-phosphatase activity.